GACAGCACCUACUGCGUAUAAAUUUUCGCUCAGCUUACUGUUACUGAGUUGGAAAGAUUUGAGGUUCUUUUCUCAAUCGUCUUGAUCGCGUCUGCAUUUGUUGUGUGCACCGAGAAUGUCUCGUUGAGUGCCAGCCAAGUGUCUGAAAUUCUGUUUGCUCACAACAAUUUGAGAAAAAAUGAAGGAGCUUCCGAUAUGCAGUUGCUGAAAUGGAAUGAAGAAUUGGCUUAGAUGGCAAGUUCAUUGGUUAGCAAGUGCGUAUUCAAACACGACAAAACAAUUCCUCCCAACGUCAUUCUUCCUUACUUGAUAUCGGUCAAAACCUUUAUGCCGGCACGUCAUUAAAGCCCAACUACACACAUGUCGUUAUGGAAUGGUUCAAUGAAAAACCGAAAUACAAUUUUGCCACUAAUACAUGCGCCGUUGGCUUUAUGUGCGGACAUUACACUCAGGUCGUGUGGGCGAGCACAACGACAGAAGUUGGUUGUGCACAUGCUGUUUGUCAGACGAGCCAAUUUAUCUACCCGUCAGGUUUAUUUGUGGCCUGCAAUUAUGGACCACCUGGAAAUUAUCCUGGCGAAAGUCCGUAUACAGUUGGGCCAGCCUGCGAAACAUGUACUGAAACAUGCACUGAUGGACUUUGUGAAUUCUCCUUCCUAACUGAAAUCGGAGAAUUCAACCCAUCAUAAGUUCUAUUUUCUGAAUUAUUAAUCACUAUCAAAAUUCGACAUUACAAAGUCAUUCAUUCUUUAAUAAAAAAUUUUAUCUUGUAAACUUUGAAUAAAAAAUGCAGUUAGGAUAUUAUAUUAAAAA
Messenger RNA from Helobdella robusta, 813 nucleotides. RefSeq lists its product as hypothetical. The record is from RefSeq and is a predicted model, not a curated record. The coding region runs from base 369 to 689 and encodes 106 amino acids. NCBI's taxonomy places the organism in Eukaryota, Metazoa, Annelida, Clitellata, Rhynchobdellida, Glossiphoniidae. The transcript is spliced from 6 exons. Gene Ontology annotation, cellular component: extracellular region.